UUAAGGUCUAAUUCGCAAAUGUAAACAAACUGAGUUUUCGCUAUUAUGACAUUAGAUAAAAAAAACUCAUAUUAUAUUUAUGAACCGGUGUUAGCCCGGUUUGUAUUAGUGCGAAACCGAACAUUAUAUUAGCUAAAUCCAAAGUCGAGUUAUUCAAUCUAAUUACAAUGGUUGACAAAGUGUUAAUGCGUUCAAAAUACCGGGGUACCCUUCUGGGGGCUUUGGUCGGAGAUUGCUGUGGAGCCCCAUUCGAAGGUCAGCUGAUGGACAGUGGAUCUAAACUGGUGUUGAAAAAGAACCUCGAUACACUUGAAGGGCCAUUUUUCAAAGCACCAUACAAAAAGUUCACAGAUGAUACCGCAAUGACUAGGUGUGUGGCGAAUGCAUUACUCGAUCCAAACGGAUUUUCUCAGAAACUUCUGGCGAAAAAUUUUGUUAUGGAGUAUUAUAAAGAUCCUACCCGUGGUUACGGUGCUGCGGUUGGAGAUGUAUUCGCAAAACUUCGUACGACCAAAAUCGCCGAUCCAGUUGGACCAGCGCAAGAGCAAUUUGAUGGAAGAGGUUCUUACGGCAACGGGGCAGCGAUGAGAGUUUCUCCUAUAGCUUUAUAUUGCGCAAAACGGGAGAAAGAUCAAUUACUACAGCUAGUGCAUGAUUCAUGCACUGUUACCCAUGCAAACAUUCUGGGUAUCAAUGGAGCAAUUCUGCAAGCUUUAGCUAUCAAGCAGUGCCUACUACUAGAUCCGAAUGGAAUUCUUGAUAAAAAAAUGUAUCUUUCAUCAUUGAAGAGAGAUAUAAACGAAUUGGAAAAAGCAAAUGAUCGUGAUCUAGAUGCAAACUGCAACGCCUACGAAACACAACUUAGUGCAAUUGAACAACUUUUGGAUGGAAAAGUGGAACCAAGUGACGAAAAUGUUCUGAAUAUGCUCGGUCAUAACGUUAGCGCACUAUAUUCUGUUCCCACAGCAUUAUUUUGCUUUUUGAAGUGCACUGCAGGAACAUUGAACAUCGCUGGCCAAUCUUCUUUCCGCAAUACCCUAGAAUAUGCCAUCUCGUUAGGAGGAGAUACCGACACAAUUGCAAGUAUGGCGUGCGCCAUCAGUGGAGCCUACUUCGGGAGCACAGUUAUAUCAGAAAACCUCAUCCGACAUUGUGAAGAUGCGGAGGGAAUGAUUGAAUUAGCAGACAAACUGUUAGAAUUGUGAAGCCAUAUGCAGUUUUUAAUUGUUUCCGAUGCAGCUGGCGUUAAAGACGCGUAAUCGAACUUUUUUCACUUUUUUGUACGCAAAUGAACAAAUAAAAAUUAUUUUAUAAAAUUGAAUUAUCA
This is a messenger RNA of Topomyia yanbarensis, 1327 nucleotides long. Its product is annotated as ADP-ribosylhydrolase ARH3-like. Gene Ontology annotation, cellular component: mitochondrion; nucleus. NCBI's taxonomy places the organism in Eukaryota, Metazoa, Arthropoda, Insecta, Diptera, Culicidae. The transcript has 3 exons. The record is from RefSeq and is a predicted model, not a curated record. The coding region runs from base 168 to 1205 and encodes 345 amino acids.